Messenger RNA from Fukomys damarensis (Damara mole-rat), 2703 nucleotides. RefSeq names its product zinc finger protein 518A (gene Znf518a). The annotation marks the transcript as partial. The record is from RefSeq and is a predicted model, not a curated record. The transcript has a single exon. Lineage: Eukaryota; Metazoa; Chordata; Mammalia; Rodentia; Bathyergidae.
UUUAUACCCUUGCAUGUCGCUAAGCAGCCUGGAUUCCAUGUUGUUUCAGGAAGACCACUUCCACUGGUUAAUACACAAAGUGUACCUGCUUCUCUUCUUUUAAGCAAGAAACCUGGGAUUAUUUUGACACUUAAUAAUAGGAAACCUGAAGAUAUUUCCACUGUGAAAACUGAGAAUAUACCAGCUUGUGGAAUUAUGACAAAGGAGCCUUCCAGAACAUCUAUUUUAAAGGUUGAACAAAACAGAAAUUGUCUUACACCUGCACUUUGUUCCAGCAUUGGCAGUUGUUUGAGCAUGAAAAGUAGCUCAGAAAAUACAUCGCCAUUAAAAGGCCCUUAUUUUCUAAAAACAUUAAGUUCUUCUAGGAAAGCCGUCCCUACUAAUUUUGUGUCUGAGGAGCAAGGCACAAAGUUGAAUGUCUUGGAUUCAGUAAAACAGCAGAAUGAAAAUUUUCCAAAAUCUCCCCUUUAUACUCUUUUGCCUGACGGGAAACAAGCUGUUUUGUUAAAGUUUGUAAUGCCAAAUAACACUGAGCUGCUUAAAUCCAAGUUAGUCCAAAAUAGUGCUUAUUAUCAAAAUAUACCACCAAAGAGAUCUGAAGGGAUACCACAAAAAAUAUUAUUGAAAAUUUUUAACCCUGUUUUAAAUGUUACUGCUGCUAAUAACAUGCCAGUUACCAGCUCUGUAUCCUCAUUUCAGAAAGACAGUGUACCUUCUAAUCAGACUGUAGAGCAGAAAGAGCCUGAAUCUUCUAGAGAUGCCUUACCCAUUUUAAUAGAUGAUUUGACGCCAGCAAAUGAAAUUGUUAUAACUUCUACUACAACAUGCCCAGAAUCUUCUGAGCAACCAAUACGUAUCAGUGACCAUUCAGAGGCCAGAAUAUUAACGUGUAAAACAAGUUGUAUGAUUGAGAGAAAUUUCAAUAGAAGAACUUCUAAGAGAAAUUUUUCAAAAAUAACAAGUCACAUCAGAAGCAAUGAUUCUGAAACUUCUUUUUUAUCUAGAAACAGAAACUGUAAAAGAAAGUGUAAGGAUAGUUACCAAGAAGAACCUCCAAGGAAAAAGUCAGCAUUGCAUCGAAAGUGUAAAAAAAAGGCUAAAGCUGAAGAUGUGCAUGAAACUUUUGGAUUUAGCAGACAUAGGCAUUCAAAAGAUUCAGUUAGAAUUUUACGACUUUUCCCUUUUCAUUCUACACAGCUUGUGAAAUGUCCUAGGAAAAACCAACCCGUUGUGGUUUUGAACCAUCCUGAUGCAGAUACACCAGAAGUAGCAAAUGUAAUGAAAACUGUCACCAAAUUUAAUGGACACAUAGUUAAGGUUUCAUUGUCAAAAAGAACUGUAAGUGCUUUACAAGAACCAGUUUGUUAUAACCCUUCUAAAACAUCUUUUGAUCUUUUCAAGAGGCAUAAAACAUUUAAACCUGUUACUUCUGUGAAAGAAAGAUUUGUGCUCAAACUAACACUCAAAAAGACAAGCAAAAACAAUUAUCAGAUUGUGAAAACUACCUCUGAAAAUGUUCUGAAAGCUAGGUUUAACUGUUGGUUUUGUGGUAGAGUAUUUGACAAUCAGGAUGCUUGGGCUGGUCAUGGGCAGAGACAUUUAAUGGAAGCUACUCGGGAUUGGAAUGUGUUGGAAUAGUUUACCAAAAUUAUUGAGGAAAAGUAAAAUUAGAAGAAAACAGUGGUUUAUCAUGAUAUGGACAUUUUCUACUCAGAAUAGUUCCUGCGAUAUUUUUAAAGUUAUAUUUCCAUGGAAGAGCAAAAGCUUUGUGUGUGGUACUUGAUGAUGCCAUCACUGCACACAUAAGUUUUGAAAAAAAUAAUUAACACUGAUGUAUCUUGAUUUAAUUUUUUAAAGAUGUGUUUGUGGGAAGUUACAGUUAGAGAAAAUUUUGAUCAGUUUUUCCAACUUACUUCUUUAGACACUGUUAGCACAGGUAACAGGCAGAUAACUUCUUCCCCACUCUUCUUCCACUAGCCUUAUGAAUCUGAUAAAUACAGCUCAUCUGAAGAUGGAGAGCUCUUUCACAGUGUAAAUUGGGGGAGUUUCUCAUCACUUAUAAAGAUACAGAAAGCCUGAGGAAAGAAGUUACUGUACAUUGCUAAUAAAUUCAGUUCAUGUGAAGGGUAUGAGACUCCUUUAAAAAGUACUUUUAACUGACUAUAGUUAUAUCUUAAAUAAUAGUUGAAGAAUUUGGGGCAGGUAAAUCUUGUUUCUUCUUAUGCUCUGUCCCAUAUCAGAGUUUGGAACACCUAAGGUGAUUUUCUUUUUCUAAAUGACUGUGUGGCAGUAGAUGGGCAGCCUCAAGAGAAACAUUAUUUAGUUUUAAAACCCAACUCAUAAUUUUCAGCAUUUUUCCAAAUUGGAUUAUAUUUUCCAGUAAUACCCUUACAUAGAACUAUGCCUGAUUUAAAUUUUUUCCCUGUCAACCAAACACGUCUUUUUGUGUGUGUGUGAUUACCAUCCCUUUUAAAACCAUGGAACACAGAAGCACUUAAAAGGGAAUGGUUUCUCUUGAAAAUAAAUUUUUACAUGAUAUUUUGAAGCAAGAUUAACAAAGUAGAUCACAUGUUUGUGUGUUUAAUUACUAUUAUUAAACAUGUUCUAAGUAGGACAAACUUUUUGGCUGCAUGUAUGUGUUUUUGUUUUUAACUUGAAUUUGCUGUAUAGUCCAGGCUGUCCUUGAACUCACUGUCUCCUGCC